AUGGCACGUCGAAAAGCUGCCGCCGCUGCACCUGCACCUGCUGCACCCGCAACGCCACCCCUGGACGGACAUGUCAUCGCCAUCAGCGGCAAAUUUGACAACUCCAAGCACACCCAUGCCUCAUUGGAGCAGCUCGUCCGGUCCCUGGGCGGCAGCGUCACCAAGAGCGUCACCAAGACCACCACCCACGUGGUCUGCACUGAAGACGACUACAAUAGCAACACGGCCAAGGUGGCUGCUGGCAAGGCCAAGGACCUGCCCCUGGUCGAUCCCAAGUGGAUCUUCGAGACCGAGAAACAGAACAAGGCCAUUGACCCGCAAGAUCAUGUCUGGGGCAGCGACAGCGCUAAGCCCAGCGACUCACAGGCCAAUGGCAAGAAGCGGCCCCUGAUGGUCUCCAAGAGCGACGACGACGCAGAGCCCGAAACCAAAAAGGCAAAGACCAAGGGCUCCAAGGCCAAGGGCAAGGCAAAAGCUGCCCAGGCCGACUCCGAGCCCGAAGCUGAGGCUGAGGCUGAAGACAAGCCCGAGACCAAAGAGGAGAAGCAGGUGGCCGAGGGCCAGUUCAUCAAGAAGAAGAAUGUGGCUAUUCCUGUGGAUGAGCACUGCCCGCUCAACUCCACCUACCAGGUGCACAUCGAUCCAGACAGCGGAUUGAUCUAUGAUGCUUCCCUCAACCAAACAAAUGCAUCGCACAACAACAACAAGUUUUACCGUGUUCAGGCAAGUUUAGUCCUUUUUGAGCCAAAAUCCAAGUCGUACAAGACAUGGACCAGGUGGGGCCGCGUUGGUGAAACUGGUCAAAGUGCCCUGCUUGGUAACGGCUCCGUUGAAGACGCACUCAGAAACUUUGAAAAGAAGUUCAAGGACAAGUCUGGCUUGACCUGGGACAACAGAGGCGACAAUCCAAAGCCCGGAAAGUACGCUUUUGUUGAGCGUAGCUACAACCCUGAUUCGGACGACGAAGAUGAUGCCGAUGAUGAUGCCGAUGGCAAGGGCGUCAAGAAGGAAGAGGAUGAGGAGAUCAAGAUUGCAGACUGCACCCUGCAACCCGAGGUCAAGUCGCUCAUGGAGCUUAUCUUCAACCAACAGUAUUUCCAGGCCACUAUGACUGCCCUGAACUAUGAUGCGAACAAGCUCCCCUUGGGAAAACUCAGCAAGGCAACCAUCACCCGUGGUUUCCAACAGCUGAAAGAUCUUGCAGCCUUGAUGGAUGAUGCUUCUCUUGCCCAGAGCAAGUGGAACAUGACUGUGGCCAAUGCCACCGAGCAGUUAUCCAACUUGUACUACUCAAUCAUUCCACACGCAUUUGGUCGCAAUCGGCCCCCCAUCAUUCGAGACAGCGUUUUGCUCAAGAAGGAAAUAGAGUUGCUGGAGAGCUUGUCGGACAUGAAGGAUGCGGCAGAAAUCAUGAAGAUUGACCGCAAAGCAACGGACAAUGUUCAUCCUCUGGACAAACAAUUCAACGGCUUGGGUCUCAAUGAAAUGACCCCGCUGGAUCACACCAGCAGCGAGUUCAAGUAUCUGUCAGACUACCUCAACGGCACCAAGGGCGAUACCCAUCACCACAGCUACAAAGUCCAAGAUAUUUUCCGCGUCGAGCGCCAGGGCGAAGGCAUGCGUUUCGACGAAUACUCAGAAAACAGCAAGAUUGGUGCAAACCGCCGCCUCCUCUGGCACGGCUCGCGCGCGACGAAUUUCGGUGGCAUUCUCAGUCAAGGUCUGCGAAUCGCGCCCCCGGAAGCGCCUGUGUCGGGUUACAUGUUUGGCAAGGGUAUCUACUUGGCCGACAUGGCAUCCAAGUCUGCCAACUACUGCUGCUCGUACAUCUCUGGGGGCCAGGCCCUCUUGCUUCUUUGCGAGGCCAAGCUGGGCGAUCCCAUGCAGCAGUUGACCAAUUCCAGCUACGAUGCCGGCAACACUGCCAAGAAGGGUGGCAUGGAAAGUACCUGGGGAAUGGGUAUGACGGCGCCGCCCAAGUGGAUGGAUGCGGGUGUUGUGCACGAGAGCCUCAAGGGCAUCCAGAUGCCCGAUAUUACUGAGAAACCAUGCGCCACCAACGUGGACGGCGCAUACCUCCAGUACAACGAGUUUAUUUGCUACGACAUUGCGCAAGUCAAGCUGCGCUACCUCCUCCGCGUCCAGAUGUAA
Trichoderma gamsii is the source of this 2151-nucleotide messenger RNA. RefSeq names its product poly(ADP)-ribose polymerase. The transcript has 3 exons. Gene Ontology annotation, molecular function: NAD+ poly-ADP-ribosyltransferase activity. The coding region runs from base 1 to 2151 and encodes 716 amino acids. The record is from RefSeq and is a predicted model, not a curated record. Lineage: Eukaryota; Fungi; Ascomycota; Sordariomycetes; Hypocreales; Hypocreaceae.